AUGGAACAAGAAUGGUGGCAGAAAUAUCAAGCCCAGGAGGGCACGUCUAGUUUCAAUGUUAGCUUCAUGGCCAAGAUCGACAGCGACAUUGUUGACCGUGUCCGCCUUGCCGACGCCUGCAACGCAGUCUUGUCCCGGCACCGCAUUCUGCGUUCUCGCUACGUCUUCUCUCGGAAAUCAAGGACAGCGAGGCGCCAGUACAGCCACCUGCCACCACGGGUCCGGCAUAUCAGAGUCAUGGAUCCCUGGAUCGAGAUCAACCGACCCUUCGCAUUGACCAACCUGCCCCCGAUUCGCGCCGCUCUCUCAGAGUCUCACCUUAUCUUUACCAUGAGCCAUAUCGUCGCCGACCUAACGACUAUGCAGAUACUUCUGCGCGAGAUCUCUGCCCACUACCGCGGCGGCACUCUUCCGUGCAACUCACAGUCGUACAUGAACAGCACUCUCUGGCAAGACAAGCCAACCCCCUGCGACCUGAACUUUUGGUCUGAAUGUCUCGGAGAGCAGCCGCCCACCAUGCACCUUCUCGGCCACGCAGUCCAUCGCCGGGGUUACCACGGAACCUCUGCUUUCUGUGAGAUUUCCCAGUCCGUGUACCAAGGCAUGCUUGGCUUCUUCAAUCAGUUCUCCAUCACACCACAACAGCUGGCUCUCGCCGCUGUAGCCCUCUGUCUUGAUGAUCCCUCCACUGUUCUUCCUUCUACUGAUAUUGUUCUCGGCCUUCCCUACAUCAACCGGAAAUCCAAUGAAGAACUAGACGUUGUUGGUCUUUUUCUGGAACCCUUACCCGUACGUAUUCGCUACAGCCCUCAAACCGAGCCCGGGUCCUACCUUGACUCAGUCCAGCGCUCCGUCCGCGCCUCGGUCAGCCACGCCAUACACUGGGACCAGCUUCUGUCACAUCUUCAGGUCAAAUCCGCCCCGCCAGAUCAUCCCUUCUUCGAGACGGUGGUGACUUUCCACAGCCGCAGCCAUUCAAAUGGCCUGGAGCUCUCCGUUCCAGGGUUUCAGACCUGCUAUACCUUUCCCCAAGGGGCCAAGUUUCGCCUUUUAUGUGAAUUCAGCGCAGUAUCUGAGGAUAAGCUACUACUGAGGAUGGAAUACGAUCGAGAUUGCUUCUCUGAAAAGGAUAUUUGGCUGAUACAAAGACGGAUAUCGCUAGCCCUGGCAUUACUGGUGCAGGACGUUCCGUACGAGCGCAUUAGGGACAGGUUGGUGGAUUUGGCUGAUGUGCCGGAACCAAAAAUAUUAGAGGCGGACAAAGUAUUCGGGAUACCUCUCGCAGACCUCUAG
Molecule: messenger RNA, 1293 nt
Organism: Aspergillus clavatus NRRL 1
Lineage: Eukaryota; Fungi; Ascomycota; Eurotiomycetes; Eurotiales; Aspergillaceae
Product: putative NRPS-like enzyme
Exons: 1
Coding region: 1-1293 (430 amino acids)
Biological process (GO): amino acid activation for nonribosomal peptide biosynthetic process; secondary metabolite biosynthetic process
Cellular component (GO): cytoplasm
Molecular function (GO): phosphopantetheine binding; catalytic activity
Source: RefSeq, a predicted model, not a curated record